Aedes albopictus (Asian tiger mosquito) is the source of this 1597-nucleotide messenger RNA. RefSeq lists its product as uncharacterized. The record is from RefSeq and is a predicted model, not a curated record. NCBI's taxonomy places the organism in Eukaryota, Metazoa, Arthropoda, Insecta, Diptera, Culicidae. The transcript is spliced from 3 exons. The coding region runs from base 46 to 1584 and encodes 512 amino acids.
UCGCGAAAAAUAAAACCAAAACAAAAAAAUUGUGCCGUUUUGAAUAUGGAUUGUGAAGCUGCUGCUGAAAGGUACCGGGAAAAAAUCGGUAUGUGUUACGGUGUAAACCCGGCAACCGUUAAAACAACGCCGCAGGAAGUGCCUUUGACGAUCACAUUUGCCAACAUCUACCAGUUUCUGGUAGUCGACCCCAAUCCGUUCACUGGAGAACCCAAGAAUUGUGCUAAAGGAAUGGACGCGAUCUUAUAUUACAAGAACGGUUGGGUGAAAAGUGUUUCGGGGAAAAAGGUGCACGAUAUUUUCGUAGUGCACGGAGUGGUUCGGCAUUCAUUUGCACUCAACGAAAAGCCACUUACCCCGUGGAUUUUAAUCAAUGAGCCAGGAACAAUACUCGCAGCCCAUUGCAAUUGCACCAUCGGAAUAUUGGAAGCUUGCAGUCACAUCGGGGCAACGCUUUUUGCGCUGGAAGGAAUUCGAACCUCAAUAAUCGAGAAGAAAAUGUCUGUGACAGACUUACCAGCCUAUUGGAAAAAACCACCGGCCAGUAUCAGCGAUAAUCUCUACAAAAAAGUGCGAGACAUCGAUUUUGGUAGGCAAAUCCACUGGAAAUUCUUCACGAACAAUUCCUCAACAUCCUCAAGCAACACUUCCCGAUGUCGUGAUCUUUUAAACACUUUGCAAACCGAUGAACUGAAUGUUGCAGCUGCUAGCCUAUUUUGCGGAGAGGAGAAUAUGGACUUUAGCUGUACUGACUGUGCGCACGAAACCGAAAUGGAAGCUGAUUUAAAGGACUACAAUCUUCAACUUCUGUAUGACCCAUUAAAUACAGAUACGGAGGCUGAAUUGAAGGAACGUGCUUCUGCUUUCAUCCGAAAUCUUCCGAAGGACCCGGCUAUGUUGAAACGGAUUGACACCCUGACAAUUAGUCAAUCUGAUUCGAAGUGGUGGAAUAUGUUUAGGAGUGGGCGUAUCACAGCUUCGAAUUUAAAAGACGUUUGUAACACACGAUUAGAGAGACCUUCGGUGUCUUUGAUCAAGAAAAUUUGUUAUCCUAGUGAAAUAUCAUUUUCAACAGCCGCUACCAGAUAUGGUAAAAAGAACGAGGACAAAGCAGUUGAUCAAUUGUAUCACUCAGUGAAGCAUUUGCAUAUUAAUCUUCAGAAGAAAAAAUCAGGGUUGGUGAUUGAUAGCGAACUUCCGUUCUUGGGAGCAUCGCCGGACGCGAUUUUUCUCUGUGAUUGUCAUGGUAUCAUAACGGUUGAAGUGAAAUGUCCCUUUUCAGCUAGAAAUCGCGAAGACAUGACUGACACAUUAUUGCAGUUAACAGACUCUUUUAUCGCACGAAACGAGGAUGGACAAAUCAUACUGAAAAUGAAGCACAAAUAUUACUUUCAAGCUUUAAUGCAGGUUCACGUUUGUAAGGCAAGAUUCGGAUAUUUCUAUGUGUGGUCACCCAAACAAGUUUUGGUUUUUGAGAUCAAACGUCGUGACGAAUUUUGGCAACAUUGCAAAGACAAGGCUGUAUGCUUUUUUGAAACCGUUCUAUUUCCAGAAUUAAUUAACAAGUCAUUUACAAAUAAGUAAAAUUAGCUCGAUA